AUGGCCAAGGGACCCGAGCAGGGCGACGCCUUCCUGCGCCUCCCGGCCGCGCAGGCGGCGCCCGCCGAGGCGCAGGAGGAGCGCUACGCGGGGCUGCUGGGGCCAAGCUUGCUGCCCUGCGCCCGGGAGGCGCUGCCCGAGCCGCCGCUGCCCGCCGGCAUCAAGGCAGAAACACGCCUCGACAGCGAAACCCUCUCCUCGGAAGAAGAGGAUGCGGAUGCUCGCGACGGCACGCUGACAGCCGCCGACCAAAGCCCGUGUUCGAAAAGGAGCAUCACGCAGAUCAUGAAGGACAAGAAGAAGCAGACGCAGCUCACCCUGCAAUGGCUGGAAGAAAACUACAUUGUAUGUGAAGGAGUUUGUUUACCAAGAUGCAUCCUUUAUGCACAUUAUUUAGACUUCUGCAGAAAAGAGAAGCUGGAACCUGCCUGUGCUGCAACUUUUGGGAAGACCAUUCGCCAGAAAUUCCCUCUCCUGACCACAAGGCGGCUCGGAACAAGGGGCCACUCAAAAUAUCACUAUUAUGGAAUUGGCAUUAAAGAAAGCAGUGCAUAUUACCACUCUGUGUAUUCUGGAAAGGGCUUAACCAGGUUUUCUGGAAGCAAGCUAAAGAAUGAGGGUGGUUUUACUCGUAAAUAUUCUCUGAGUUCCAAAACUGGAACACUCCUCCCAGAGUUUCCAAGUGCUCAACACCUUUUGCUUCAAGGGUGCAUUUCUAAAGACAAGGUAGAUACUCUUAUCAUGAUGUACAAAACACAUUGUCAGUGUGUCCUUGACAAUGCAAUUAAUGGGAACUUUGAAGAGAUCCAGCAUUUCCUAUUACAUUUUUGGCAAGGAAUGCCUGACCAUCUUCUUCCUCUGCUUGAAAAUCCCAUCAUCAUUGACAUUUUCUGUGUCUGUGACUCAAUACUGUAUAAGGUUCUUACAGAUGUACUCAUCCCUGCAACAAUGCAAGAAAUGCCAGAAAGUUUACUGGCAGAUAUAAGAAGUUUUGCAAAAAACUGGGAACAGUGGGUUGCUUCCUCUUUGGAAAAUCUACCAGAAAGCCUGAUAGAUAAGAAAUUGCCUAUUGCACGAAGAUUUGUUUCCUCCCUGAAACGACAGACAUCAUUCCUACACCUAGCACAGAUUGCUCGGCCAGCUCUAUUUGAUCAGCAUGUGGUGAAUUCCAUGGUGUCAGAUAUUGAAAAAGUUGAUUUGAAUAGUAUUGGUUCUCAGGCCCUCCUUGCAGUUUCAGGGAGCACAGACUCUGAUGGGGAAGUUUACAGUGAAUAUGACUCUAUUACAGUGUUCCAAGAACUGAAGGACCUCCUAAAGAAGAAUGCCACUGUGGAAUCAUUUAUUGAAUGGUUGGAUACUGUGGUUGAGCAAAGGGUUAUCAAGGCAAGCAAGCAAAAUGGGAGGUCUUUAAAGAAGAGAGCUCAGGACUUCCUUCUGAAAUGGAGCUUUUUCGGUGCUCGAGUCAUGCAUAACCUAACUCUAAACAAUGCAUCAAGUUUUGGUUCUUUUCAUUUGAUCCGCAUGUUACUAGAUGAGUACAUCCUGCUUGCCAUGGAGACACAGUUCAAUAAUGACAAAGAACAAGAACUCCAGAAUCUACUGGACAAAUACAUGAAGAAUUUAGAUGCAAGCAAAGCCACCUUCACUGCAUCACCAAGCUCUUGCUUCCUAGCAAAUCGCAACAAAGCCGCUCCUCUGCCCAGUGACACUUCAGUCAAAAAUGAGUGCCUAGGAGAGCAAACCUACGUGCCCUUGUCAGCUGGCCAGCCCAGCAGUGCACCUUCUGGCCUCAACCCCUUCACCACAGGAGAUGGGGACAGUAUGCAGCUGACAGAUCAAAUGGAGCUGUCUCAAAGCACUGGUCACCUCAUGACUCCACCCAUUUCACCAGCCAUGGCCAGCCGAGGAAGUGUUAUCAACCAGGGGCCAAUGGCUGUGAGACCUCCCAGUGUAGAUCCCAUGUUAUCGACACAUUCACAGUGCUCUUCCUACUCAGAACCCCUUUAUCAGACUCUGUCACAGACUAAUCAGAAUUACUAUGGAAACAAUUCCAAUUACCAGGCUAUGUUCAGGACACAGGCCCAUUCCACUUCAGGAGUUUACGACCACAGAGCAGAGCCCAGCCGAUUCAAUGCCUUGAGUGAACAGCAGUUCUCCAGAGACUACUUCAGCAACAGUUGUGCUGUGUCUCCCUACAAUGCCAGAUCCCCUUCCAGCUAUUGUCCCUCCAACAUGUCUCAGGACACACACAAUAUGCAGUUUCUGAAUAGCGGGAGUUUCAAUUUCUUGAACAACUCAGUGUCUACAUGUCCAGGAGCAGCUUAUCCUGCUAACGCUUCCAAUGGAUAUUAUGGAAACAGCAUAAACUAUUCAGAAUCUCACAGACUUGGAACAAUGGUGGACCAACACGUUUCUGUAAUCAGCAGUGUCAGCAGUAUUCGGCCACUGCCAUCCUACAGUGAUGUACAUGAUCCACUGAAUAUCUUGGAUGACAGCAGAAGAAAACAAACAGGCUCCUGCUACUCAGAGUCUUCACCUUCAAUAGUCUGCCGGACCCCUAUGCCUUCAAACUUGCAAACCACAUCUUCAUCACAGUGUAUGUAUGGAACAUCUGGUCAGUUCCCUUCCCAGGAAAAUCUGGAGGUCCAUGCCCCACCAAGCAGAGAUAUGGUGCCAUCUUUACCACCAAUCAACACUGUCUUCAUGGGAGCAGCUGCUGGAGGAACCUAACUGAGAGAGACAUGUCUGUGCCCUAAGCUUUCUUUCCAAUCCCAGACAUUAAGGCUAUGAUGAUAAUUCCCUUCCAAGUUGGUGGAAGAUAAAAGUAGUACAUAUAGUGUUAAAGAAGCCAUUUUAGCAAUGUUAUCAGCCCUGCACACACAAAAAAUAGCGAUAUUUAGAUUGGGUCCUGCUUAUGAAUCUCUCAGGAUUGUUCUCACCACUAUAACUUUUCAGUCAG
Messenger RNA from Agelaius phoeniceus (red-winged blackbird), 2959 nucleotides. It is a transcript of the gene RFX6, whose product is annotated as regulatory factor X6. The record is from RefSeq and is a predicted model, not a curated record. Lineage: Eukaryota; Metazoa; Chordata; Aves; Passeriformes; Icteridae. Gene Ontology annotation, molecular function: RNA polymerase II cis-regulatory region sequence-specific DNA binding; DNA-binding transcription factor activity, RNA polymerase II-specific. Gene Ontology annotation, biological process: regulation of transcription by RNA polymerase II.